GCAUACCGCCGUGUGUGCGGGUGCUCGCGGCGGUGCAUGCUUGCGUGGGCGCGGUUGUGCGCGCGUUCGUACUUGCGUGUGUGCAUCUGCGUGCUUGUGGCCCGUCUGGGUGUGGGUGUGUGGGUGUGGGUGCGGGUGGGUGGGUGCCGGUGCGGGUGGGGUUGCUUGUUGGUGUGCGUGUGUGUGGGGUGGGGGGGUGUUGAGAUUGCCACACACACACACACACACACACACAGACAGACAGACACAUACACACACACACACACACACACACAGAGGGAGAGAGAGAGAGAGAGAGAGAGAGAGAGAGAGAGAGAGACGUGGGGAAAGGGAAAGCAUGCGUAGUGUUCUGCUCUAGAUUGAUGUCGGAAGCCGCCAAAAGUCGAACCUUGUUUUUUUCGCCGAAGAAGCGGCGAACAGCUCUGCGGGAAAGAGGACGGUGAAGUUGUGCCAAGGUGGCAGUCGGCAAAGGAGGCGAAAAGUACUGGAGCAGUGUGACGCAGCUCUGUGGUAUGGGUCGGCCACUCUUGAUGAACGGAUAGCCGAUACUCUGCAGACUCUUCCUGCAUCUCGUUUAGAGGCCACCUCUGUCAAAGUCUCUUGAUAUCGACCGAUGGCGCUCUCUCUGCGACAGAAGCAGAUUGAUGCAGUGAUACGCAUGCUCAACCUGAAUGUGCCCGUUGCGAGUUCGGUUGUUGGCACUGCUGCAGAAGAGGAGGUCUACAAAAUCCUGAUUUUAGAUCGGUUUUGUCGGGACAUCAUCUCCCCCCUCCUCAAAGUGAACGAGCUGAGGAAGCAUGGUGUCACGCUGCAUUUCAUGAUCGAAAGUGAUAGGCAGAACAUUCCGGAUGUGCCUGCAGUUUACUUGGUUCAGCCAACGGAGGCCAACAUUCAGAGGAUCGUUCAGGAUUCGUCUAGGGGUGUCUAUGAUGCUCUACAUCUCAAUUUUGCCUCUUCUUUGCCGCGGCCCCUCUUGGAGGAGCUUGCCACAGGCGCACUUAAAGCGGACUGCCUGCAGCGAAUCGUGAAAGUGUAUGACCAGUACCUUGACUUCAUCACGCUGGAGCAUGGGAUGUUUUCACUCGCGCAGCCACACACGUAUGUGAAAUUGAACGAGCCUCCGGAAUCGGAGAAGGACGUCUUCGAUGCUAUCGAUGCGAUCGUGAGUGGGUUGUUUUCCGUUCUCGUCACUUUGGGUGUGGUUCCCAUUAUCAGGUGUCCGAAAGGCGGGGGCCCUGCGGAAAUGGUAGCAUUGCGCCUCGAGACGAAGUUGCGCGAUCACCUUGUGUCGCGGAACAACCUCUUUUCGGAGGCAUCGCAGUUGUCGAGCACCUUUCAGCGCCCGCUUCUUUGCAUAUUUGACAGGAACUUUGAUCUGGCGGUGGCAGUGCAGCAUGUGUGGACGUAUCGCCCUCUCGUUCACGAUGUCCUCGGAUUGAGGUUGAACCGGGUUGUGGUUCAAUCGGAAACCGCGGGGGGCGUUCCUCCGCCGAUGCGUGCUGUUGUUGGGGCAGGUAAGUCGCAAAAGUCGUACGAGCUCGACGAUACGGAUCCGUUCUGGACUGCGAACAGCGCAUCGCCGUUUCCUCGCGUUGCAGAACAGGUGGAGGAGCAGCUUAACGAGUACAAGAGAGACGUCGAGGAGGUGAGCAGGAAAGCAACUGGUGAAGGCGAGGCAGAGGACGGCGAGCUGACGGGAAAUGAGCUCGUUGGAGGAAACACAAAGAACCUCAUGAAUGCUGUCAACUCGCUCCCGGAGCUGACGGAACGGAAAAGGAUCAUCGACAAACACACGAACAUCGCAACGGCUUUGCUUGGAGAGAUCAAGGCCCGGGCAUUGGACGAGUAUUGCUUGACGGAGGAAGAUCUGCUGACCCGUGGGACAUCGGAUCGCGGAGCGGUGAUUAGCAAAAUGAAGGGGAAGGGGACGGUGGAGGACAAACUUCGUCUCGCCGUGGUUUACCUCCUGGCUGUCGAGAAUCCGCCGCCGUCUGACCUAGAAGCCAUUGAAGCGGCGUUGCAGGAGAUUGAAGCAGAUCUUGCGCCGCUCUACUACAUCAAGAAGAUGAGAUCGUGGAAUUCGUCGUUGGCCGCCGCCAAUGCGGGAAGCCGUGGUAACCUCCUUGAUUGGGCGGACAAGCUGUACGGUCACGGCAUUAGCGCUGUCACAGCAGGGGUAAAAAAUCUGCUGUCGGGUGCAAGACAGCUGCCUCUUGCAAGGGCUGUCGAGUCUCUGAUGGAUGCAAAACCCUCACCUGAUACGGACUCCUACUUGUUUCUCGAUCCUCGGGCUCCACGAGGAGCCACAGGUAGUGCUAUGGAUGCUCCGGGAAGGUCCAGGGGCCCAUUUAGGGAAGCCAUUGUCUUCAUGAUUGGAGGGGGUAAUUACUUGGAGUACGGGAGUUUGGUAGACUAUGCUGGGAGACAGCAACCGGCAAAGAACAUCAUUUAUGGUGCAACAGAGAUUUUGUCAGGAGCACAGUUUGUGGCUCAGCUUUCUGAAGUUGGGAAAAAGAUGGGAGCAGGUGGGAAUCCGGGGUCUGCACCGGGAUCUGGAACAGCAACUGCAUAGUCCUUUUGACUCCUUUUCAUCCUUUUUGCAUCAUCGUCUUCCUUCUCAUUUCCCCGACGAUGUUGUGCCUCAUGAUGCGUCUGAUCUUCUUUUUCUCUCUCCCAAGUUUCAGUUGGACACCCCUGUGUUGCCCCCCCCCCCUCCCUCGUCUCCGAUUCUGAGCAUGACCUGCUCGUCUUGAGCACAUGCUUCCUCUCCCCCGCCUUUCCCUCUUUUUUCUCAGGUUUCGAACGCCUUUGCAAUUUCCCGUCUGGUUUCGCACGCUUUUGUGUUUGCCUUCACUCCAGCAAAUUCAUCGAUUUCCACACACCUACCAUCAGCUGAAAGCUUUGCCGUUCUCCCAAACAUAUUUUAUCAUUUAAUGGAUAGAACGCGGUGGCACAUUUU
Messenger RNA from Chara braunii, 2959 nucleotides. Lineage: Eukaryota; Viridiplantae; Streptophyta; Charophyceae; Charales; Characeae. The record is from the annotation of a GenBank genome assembly.